Molecule: messenger RNA, 2515 nt
Organism: Ceratina calcarata
Lineage: Eukaryota; Metazoa; Arthropoda; Insecta; Hymenoptera; Apidae
Gene: Ipk2
Product: Inositol phosphate kinase 2
Exons: 6
Coding region: 519-1811 (430 amino acids)
Biological process (GO): inositol phosphate biosynthetic process
Cellular component (GO): cytoplasm; nucleus
Molecular function (GO): inositol tetrakisphosphate kinase activity; inositol-1,4,5-trisphosphate 3-kinase activity
Source: RefSeq, a predicted model, not a curated record
CCUACCGGUUCGAUCCACUACCAGAAAGCACGACGGACCUCGAAAUGUGUAAACGCGCGAAAUGUUUGUUCUAACAUCAAUUUUGGUUUUCGAACAUUUGAACGAGCAUCGGGAGAUCGCGGCUACACAUCGUUCGGUGUGACGUGAAUUUAAGUACCUGUGGUAUGAUUAAUACAAAAUUUUCGUUUGCGGAUGCUCGGGUGAGAAGGGAUAAUCGAAGAACUUAUUCGAUUAUACGUUCUUGGGAAAAAUUACUUGUUAAUUAUUCGACAUACGUAUACCAACUUUUAUUCGAUCAUGUUACAAUACGUUUAAAAACGUUUCACGAUUACUUCUUUCAAUUUCAUCACGGAAAUAAGACAGCCGGAGAUAAUUAGAAUAAGCUUCGAUCGGUAAAACGCUGGUGGCUACGGUGGAUGUUUCACAGCGGAAGAUAAGAAUCUUUUGCGAACCGUGCGACGGUUUAAUUGCAGAGAGAAGUAAUUAACUGCGUGCACCGUUUAGAGCGUGCAGUAACGAUGACGACCUUAGACUCGCAGACCGAUAAAAGUUUAUGUCAUCUCGAUAAGCGAUCGAGCACGGAGUUAACUGAAAUUCCGUCUGAUCACGGACUUCCUGUUGGGAUAAGUCCGAUGGAAUCUCGGGUAGCCGGACACCGGUUAGACACCGAAGGACAUACGAUUGGCAUGUUACGUAGAUCGGACGGGCGUGUAUUUAAACCAGUCGUUAAACCGUUACUUGGUAAACGGGAAAUCUCGUUCUAUGAAAAUUUACAAAUAUCCCGAGAUCCUGUCAUGGUACAAUUGAAGAAUUACGUUCCACGAUAUUACGGCACGACUGAGUUGCAAAUUUUUGGCAGACGAGUAACAUUCCUUACGCUGAAAGAUAUUACCGAUGGUAUGGCGGAACCGUGCGUGAUGGAUAUAAAGAUAGGUAGGCGUACGUGGGACCCUUUGGCAACGCCAGAGAAAAGAGCUACGGAAGAAUUAAAGUACGCCGAGUCGAAGCGCACUUACGGAUUCUGUAUAACUGGAUUUCAAGUGUAUUGCGUCUCCUCCGGGCAAUUAAAACAAUUUGGCAAACAUUACGGCAAGACUCUUGACGCCAAUGGCGUCGUAGAAGCAUUGAAGAUCUUCCUGAAUAUAACUCCGGAAAGACCACCCUGCCGUCAAUUGGUCGUCAAGCUUCUCUCCAUUUUAUGGAGGAUUCUACUCUUCUUUCGCGUUCAACGGAUGUUCCGCUUCUAUUCUAGUUCCCUGUUGGUGGCAUACGACGCGAAAAGACUUAGACAUUACGUUCGUCAGAAUGAAGCGAACGAUGCAUCACCAUCCGGGCAGUCGCGAUCGUUCACUUCGACGAACACCUUUAAGCACGUGAACGACGCGACGACCAGCGACUCGAUUCCUAGCGACGAAAUCGUCAGGAACCGGACGAUGGAGAGAGUGCAUUUUAUCAAGAGGAGCAUCAGUUUGAGCAGCGAGUACGACUCGUCCGGCAAAGAGAAAUCGUUGAACAGAAGCGGAUCGUGUAGUCCCGAUUUCAGAGACGGUCGACUGUGCCGCACGCAUUCUUACAUAAACAACUUCGACGACGAUAUCGUCAGGAUGAAGGAGGAUUAUGACGACCUGCUGAACGAGCUUACCAGUACUUCGGAGGAGAAGCAGAACUGGGUCAGAAUUAACAUGAUCGAUUUCACGCAUGUCUUCCCCGCAGAGGAUCGCAAUGCCUUGGACCUGAAUUAUCUCGAAGGAAUCGAGAACCUGAUCAAACUCGUGGAGAUGUUCCUCGUUACCAAGGACACGACUGCAUGAAGCAUGCUCCCGUCGCGAUGUAGGAUGCCGUUGUUACGCGUUUUAUUCAAAAUCGAGAGGAACGAGUACGAAACGUUACCGGUGCAACUGUAUUUUAUAUUCUUUAAUAAAAUUAGAUUCCGUUCUCAUUUUCUUUUUUUCUCUCUCUCUCUCUCUUCUUUUUUGAUUUUCGUUAGAUCGGCGGGAACCGCGAAUCGGAAGCAGUAAUUUGUGACGAUACUCUGUGUACACGUUAGCGCGUGAAUAACAAAUGAAUGACGACGGGCGGUUGAAAAUGUUCCGUGGAAGCUUAUCGGGUGGCGGGCAACUCGAAAACCAACUGUAGAAUAUACAUAUAUAUUUAUUCGAGCUUCUGAGAAACGUUUUGAAUACCCGUGAUAGUGGCAUGAUGUGGCAAGCACCGAACAAAAUAACGACUGUUAAUUGUUUCGCACCAAAUAUAACGUUUGCAACAUUGUUCACCGCGCACACGCAUACACACUUCGGUCAGUGCACCCUCGCCUGUCGGUGUUAUUAGAAAAUCCGUGGCUGGUUAAUUUUAUAUUUAUAAACGUUCUAUUCCUACUUGUGUAUUCUUGGUGCGACUCCAUUUAUUUUCUUAUGUUACUGUUUCCUGCAGACGUCAUUCUGUAAUUGUAUGAGCUAAACACGGAAAUUGUUAUAUCGGUAUAAAUGAAAACAAUAAAUAAAAGUGUUAAUGUAAA